Molecule: messenger RNA, 3861 nt
Organism: Amyelois transitella
Lineage: Eukaryota; Metazoa; Arthropoda; Insecta; Lepidoptera; Pyralidae
Gene: Nep4
Product: neprilysin-4
Exons: 13
Biological process (GO): protein processing
Cellular component (GO): plasma membrane
Molecular function (GO): metalloendopeptidase activity
Source: RefSeq, a predicted model, not a curated record
AUGCCGCGUGAGGACAUCCAGUGUUCUCCCGUCACCAUUAAAUCCAAUAACAGCGCGAAUUUCUGGCGUUUCGUCUCCGUUAUAUUCGUGUCUGCUUUUGUUGCAGUAACGUACUUCAUUUUGAAGAAACCUAUCGACUCCUUAGGUGAUCCUUCUGACCAGUUUAUUAUCAAGCAUAUACCCAAAUUGUACACUCGUCCUGAACGCGUGGAGCCUGAGGAGAGAGACGUCUUUCAAGGGUUUCGCACGUCGUUUUUGCCACCAGAAGAACUUGUACUUGCUAGGAGACAGGGGGACUCUACUAAAGCCGUCUAUGAGGGUAAUGUGACCAGUGAUAUUCUGAUCUGGGAAAGUUCUAAGAAGAAGACUGGUUCUCCAACAAGAGUCAAACGAAAGAGCCAUUUCAGUUUUACUUCGCAAGAUUAUGAUAAGUGAGUACCUACGAAAACUCAGACUUACGGCGGCGAUAGUGAUAACCAAACUGAUUUUGAUUCAGAAGAUUUUAACGAAUAUGAAUCACCAGACAGUGCUGAGAAUACUCAAUACGAGGAUGAUGAUAACAUAAAAAGUAUUAUACCGGAGACAAACGUGGACAGAGGACCUUUAGAUGACGUGAUAGAACAAGUAAGGGGUCAACCUGAACUUGAAGAAGAAGAGAUGAUUUCAUCAGCUCACGUGUACAAACCUUCCAAAAGUUUCGCAGGCAUACAUACAUUUUGGAAAGGCCAAGGUGACAUAGAAAGUAUAAGAAUAACGCAGGCAAAUAUAAUGAAACAAUAUAUGGAUGCUGAAGCUGAUCCAUGCCAUGACUUUUAUCAAUACGCAUGUGGUAACUGGGCGUCACUGAAUCCAAUUCCCGCUGAUAAAGCAGGCUAUGAUACUUUUGAAAUGCUAAGAGAAAACUUAGAUACCGUUUUGAAAGAUUUAUUAGAAUUUAAAUCGCACGAAAAUAUAACGAGUACCUAUCCAGGGGCUCACUUAGAUAUUAAAGAUAUUUUCUUUAACAAAAUUCCAACCAAACCUACUAAGGAACAUGAGCACAAAUUUAACCCCGCAGAUUUUCAUAAACUCUUAGAGUCCAUCCUUAAAGAGAGUGCGAAAGAUCUAUUCAACAAAUCUUCAUCUAAAUCUGAUCUACGAGAGAAAACAGAUAUAGUGAAUCGAAUACGAAGAUAUUUAGAUAAAAAAUCUAAUCACAAGAUGAAACCGUAUACAUACAUAAAACAUAAUUUUCGAAAACAUAAAAGAUUUAAGCGACGUGCCAACCAUCGACUUAAUUACACUCAAGAGCGGAAUAGGCACAAAAGUAAAAGAAAGCAUAAUAAAAUAAAUUUUAUUUCAAGAAAAUUAUUAGAGUAUGCACAUACAGAAUCCAACAAUAAGAGAAUUGUAAGAGAAAGCGCUACCAAAGACAUAAAUAAAAAUAUUGAUAGCUACGAUGACCCCGCAAACGGAGAUGCUGCUCUGAAAGCUAGAUUCUUAUUCAAAUCGUGCAUGAAUUAUGACAUUCUAAAAAAACGUGGUCAUCAACCGCUCCUAGAUUUACUAGAUCUUUUCGGUGGAUGGCCCAUACUUAAACUUCAAUGGAAUGCAAGUAACUUUGAUUGGCUUGAGCUUAUGGCAAAGUUGCGGUUAUAUAAUAAUGAUAUUUUAAUAUCAGAAUGGGUCGGGCCAGAUAUAAAAAAUUCAGAUGAAUUUGUCAUCCAAUUUGAUCAAACAAGUCUAGGUCUCCCAACAAGGGACUACUUUCUCCAUGAUUCCAAUAAAGUAUAUUUGGAUGCGUAUAAACAUUAUCUCAUUAAAAUUGCUCUACUACUUGGUGGAAAUUCGGAGCACGUUGCCCAAAGUGCAGAUCAACUCAUUGAUUUUGAAAUAAAAUUGGCAAAAAUAACUUCUACACCUGAAGAUAGAAGAAAUAUAUCGGAACUUUAUCGAAGGAUGCCUCUCCGAAAACUUGAAGAGCUAGUGCCUGAGGUUCAAUGGAGACGUUACUUGUGUAUAGUCAUGAAUCGAACCAUCAAUUCUGAUGAAACCGUUGUACUAUUCGCUCUUAGUUACGUAAGGCAUUUGGUUCAGUUGAUAAAAGUGACGGAACCGAGCGUAUUGUCAAAUUACUUGCUGUGGCGCUUCGUGAGACACCGGGUUAACAACCUCGAUGACCGUUUCCAAUCAGCAAAACAACAAUUUUACUUCAUAUUAUUUGGUCGAGAGCAAGCACCACCUAGAUGGAAAAAUUGCAUAUCUCAAGUAAAUUCCAAUAUGGGAAUGGCUUUGGGUUCGAUGUUCGUCCGGAAAUAUUUUGACGAAAUGAGCAAAAACGACACUCUGACAAUGACGAGAGAGAUACAGCAGUCAUUCAGAGAAUUACUAAGUCUCACUGACUGGAUUGAUGAUAAAACGAAAACCCUAGCUGCACAGAAAGUAGAUGAUAUGAUGUUGAGAAUCGGCUACCCUGAUUUCAUUCUCAAUAAACAGGAGUUGGAUAAUAGAUAUAAAGAAGUAAAGAUCCAUCCCGAUAAGUUUUUUGAGAAUAUUUUAAAUAUUCUACAGCACUUGACGAAAAUGGAACAAUUACGUAUUGGUCAACCAGUGAACAAAACUCUUUGGAACAGCGCCCCAGCUGUGGUAAAUGCCUACUACAGCCGGAAUAAGAAUCAAAUCAUGUUCCCUGCCGGCAUCCUGCAGCCGCCAUUCUAUCACAGACAUUUUCCGAGAUCUUUGAACUACGGCGGAAUCGGAGUCGUUAUUGGUCAUGAAAUCACGCACGGCUUCGACGACAAAGGUCGCCUGUUCGAUUGCUAUGGCAACCUUCACCGGUGGUGGUCUGACUCCGCCAUCGAGGCGUUUCACAACCGAGCCCAAUGCCUCAUUGACCAGUAUGGACAGUACGUGGUCCCUGAAGUCAACAUGAAGCUGAAUGGAGCUAACACUCAGGGUGAGAAUAUAGCCGACAAUGGCGGAGUAAAGCAAGCAUUCAGAGCCUAUCUACGGUGGUUGAAGAAGAAUGGAGCUCAAGAUGAAACCCUGCCAGGCCUUAACCAUACACAUACUCAACUAUUUUUCCUAAAUUUCGCACAGGUGUGGUGCGGCGCGAUGCGUCCCGAAGCGAUGCGCAACAAACUAAAGACAGCAGUGCAUUCCCCUGGCCGGUUCAGAGUCAUCGGAACUCUGUCCAACUCUCACGACUUCGCCAAAGAGUUCAACUGUCCCCCAGGCUCGCCGAUGAACCCCACGCAUAAAUGUGACGUGUGGUAGUUAAAAUUAGGUAAGGUUAUCAAUGCCUCACCCAGAUGUAGUAAGAUAGUCCAUCUAGGUAAACUACGCAGAUGGACACACAUUAGCUUCCCCAAAGUAAGUUUGGGAAUUGCGUUAAGAUACCAAAUCAAUCUUGACUACAAAUGUCUGAAAAUAGUACCUACAUACUUUUGCCGACGUUUAGUUAAGCAUUAUUUCAUUAAUAUAACAGGAAUAUCAUCAAACUCGGGGCCACCCUACUGUACAUUGUACGUAUGUACUACGUAAAUUCCCUUUACCUUAACAUUUGAAGCUUAUCAUACCGUGUUUUAUCAUGAAUGAAAUAAUACAGAUAAAAUUGUAAGGACUAACAUAAUCUUUCUCGUUACUGAACCAAAGAUAUAAAAUAAUCUUAUACAACAAAUAUUGUGAUAUUUAUGUGUAUUUUUAAAACUUUUGUAAAAUAUUAGUACGUUAAUGUACUUUAAGUUUGUAUUUCGUAAUCAAUCACCUUUUAGUUUUAUAUGCUUUGCCUCUAUUUAUAAGUUUUGAAAUAAAAUUUAUUUAAUAACGGACUCUUUUUGUUUCUCAUAAAACCAGUAAAUACGUGGACCACACGUAAAUGAC